This is a messenger RNA of Chelonia mydas (Green sea turtle), 12359 nucleotides long. It is a transcript of the gene KSR1, whose product is annotated as kinase suppressor of ras 1. Gene Ontology annotation, biological process: Ras protein signal transduction; protein phosphorylation. Gene Ontology annotation, molecular function: ATP binding; protein kinase activity. The record is from RefSeq and is a predicted model, not a curated record. The transcript is spliced from 21 exons. Gene Ontology annotation, cellular component: endoplasmic reticulum; membrane; cytoplasm. The coding region runs from base 152 to 2890 and encodes 912 amino acids. NCBI's taxonomy places the organism in Eukaryota, Metazoa, Chordata, Testudines, Cheloniidae.
GAGCAGGAGCCGGCGAGCUCCCCGUGGCGCUGCAGCCGCUGCCCGGCUCUGCGCGCCCGGUCCUGCGCCGGCGGGGCGGACCCAGCCGCAGCCGGGAAGGCUCCUCGCCCCGGCUUCCUCCCCGGGCGGCCCGCCCCCCCGAUGCCGAGGCAUGGCUAGCGCUGCCGCCGGGCCGAUGGUGGCGCGGAAGGCGCGGCGGGGCGGGGAGGCGGCCGCGGCCGGCCGGGCGGGGGCGGGCGCGGCGGGACCCCCGGCCGGCCCGCGGGCCGCCUUGCAGCAGUGCGGGCAGCUGCAGAGCCUCAUCGACAUCUCGCUGUCCAGCCUGCGCGGGCUCCGCACCAAGUGCGCCGCCUCCAACGACCUCACCCAGCAGGAGAUCCGGACCCUGGAGGAUGGUACCUGCCCGUGGCUCUGGAAAACAAAGGCUCAGGAGCCGUGUGGAAAUCGGUGUCCUACGAGGCCGUUGAAUGCAAAGGUGAAACUGGUCCGGUACAUCAACAGACAGCGGCAGUGUAAGCUGAGCGUCCCCCUGAAUGACCGGACAGUGGAGCUCAACAGCUACCCAAGAUUCAAUGACUGGUUAGACCUAGUCAAUGUAAAGAAAGAAGUUGUACAGAGAAUCCCAGAGGAGCUAACCCUAGAUGUCUUACUGGAUAUGAAUGAGUCCAAGGUGAAAGAAACCAUGAAGAAAUGUGGGGCCAGUGAUGAGGAGUGUUCCAGACUCAAUGGGGCUCUCACCUGCUUAAGGAAGGUGACCGAAUCAGGUGGGGAGUUAAAAGAAGAUCUGUUGUGGAAUCCUUCUGAUGCGCGCCGAGAGAGCAGCUCUGCACACCCUGCAGAACCCUCCUGUCUGCCAGGACCCACGUGGACUCAUGGCAUACUGCAUCUUUCAAAGGGCAACAGCCAGCAGGUGCGCUCUGUGUCUGUGUCUGCUCUACCUUCUUCGGAUUCUCUUGCCUCGAGCCAAGGACCUUCUAGCUAUUCAGACCACUUCCUGGAACCGUUAGCCUUCCCCACCCACAGUGGUCGGGUAGUAUUUAGGACUCCUCACACCAUCACCAUCACACCGCCGACGACACCUCAGUUAAAGAGGCGGCACAAAUUGAAACCUCCACGGACUCCGCCUCCGCCUUGCCGGAAGGUCUUUCAGCUGCUACCAAACUUUCCAACGCUCACAAGAAGCAAGUCCCAUGAAUCACAGCUGGGCAACAGGAUAGAUGAAGUUCCUCCUCUAAAGUUUGAUUUCCCCCAGGGAUCCCCUCAGAUGGUACGAAGAGACAUUGGCAUAUCCGUAACACACAGAUUCUCUACAAAAUCUUGGUUAUCUCAGAUGUGCCACGUGUGUCAGAAAAGCAUGAUGUUCGGUGUGAAGUGUAAGCACUGCAGAUUAAAGUGUCAUAACAAAUGUACUAAAGAGGCCCCUGCUUGCAGAAUAUCUUUCCUUCCCAUAGCAAAAAUAAGAAGGACGGAGUCUGUCCCUUCUGAUAUUAAUAACCCUGUGGAUAGACCUGCAGAGCCACAGUUUGGAACCCUUCCAAAAGCACUAACGAAAAAGGAUCACCCACCAGCAAUAAACCAUCUAGACUCCAGCAGUAACCCAUCUUCUACGACCUCCUCCACGCCGUCUUCUCCAGCACCUUUCCAAUCUUCCAAUCCUCCCAGCGCAACGCCUCCCCCAAAUCCCUCCCCCAUGGGCCAGCGGGACUGCCGGUUUCACUUUCCAGCUGCCUACUACAUUCAGCAUAGACAACAGUUUAUCUUCCCAGAAAUUCCCAGUCCCCCACAAGUAAUGCAGCCACCUGAAACAGCUGAAGACACUAAUGCUGAUGAACAGCUGGACACAGAGGGGGCUGAAGAGCCUGAUGCAGAGGUCGAAGAGCAAGAGACAAAUAAAUCGGAACCGGAGGACGAUGAGGACGAGUUAGAUGACUUGCCCAGCAAGCGGCCACACUGGAAAGGGGUGAUCUCUCGCAAGGCCAGUCAGACCAGCGUUUACCUGCAGGAGUGGGAUAUUCCCUUUGAACAGAUUGAGCUGGGGGAACCCAUUGGCCAAGGACGAUGGGGGAAGGUUUACAGGGGGAAAUGGCAUGGAGAGGUGGCAAUCAGGCUGUUGGAGAUCGAUGGGAACAAUCAGGACCAUCUCAAGCUCUUUAAGAAGGAGGUGAUGAAUUACAGGCAGACCCGACAUGAGAACGUGGUGCUCUUCAUGGGGGCGUGCAUGCACCCCCCCCAUUUAGCCAUUAUUACCAGCUUUUGCAAAGGAAGGACGCUUCACUCAUUUGUAAGGGAUCCCAAGGUAUCUUUGGAUAUUAACAAAACCAGGCAGAUAGCUCAAGAAAUCCUUAAGGGCAUGGGGUAUCUUCAUGCAAAGGGGAUUGUGCAUAAAGAUUUGAAGUCCAAGAAUGUCUUCUAUGACAAUGGCAAAGUGGUGAUCACAGACUUUGGACUAUUCGGUAUUUCGGGUGUGGUUCAGGAGGGAAGGCGUGAAAAUGAACUGAAGCUGCCCCAUGACUGGCUGUGCUAUCUGGCCCCUGAAAUCGUUCGUGAGAUGUCUCCUGGGAAAGACGAAGACAAGCUGCCCUUCUCUAAAGCUGCAGACGUCUAUGCUUUCGGGACUGUUUGGUAUGAGCUCCAAGCAAGAGAAUGGCCUUUCAAGAGCCAGCCAGCUGAAGCACUCAUCUGGCAGAUCGGAAGCGGAGAAGGAGUGAAGCAUGUCCUUGCUACAGUUAGUGUAGGGAAAGAAGUCAGUGAAAUCCUCUCAGCAUGUUGGUCUUUCGACCUCAGUGAGAGACCCAGCUUUACUCUUCUCGUGGAUAUGCUUGAAAAACUGCCAAAACUGAACCGACGGCUGUCGCAUCCCGGACACUUCUGGAAAUCUGCAGAGUUGUAGCUACUGGUGCAAUAACUGGGUCUGCCUUGCAUGCUUCCAUGUGUUGUAUCCUAAUUGGCAACUUGGACAAUCAUCUCUCACUUAAAAACAAAACUACCAAUUUUUUUAACCUUUGGACAUAACCAACACUUUACGAAUUCCUCUCUCCUGUCUUUUCUCUUGGUGUGGGCUGUUAGCUUGAAUAACAACGCUUGUCUUCAAGAAAAAAUUGCUGUCAACUAACAACAUGGCCAUUUGUGUUCACUUCUGAAUCAUUUCAACAGGGCAGGCUGUAACUUCAUCCUUGAAAUGGUCUUGUCGUUACUGUCUAACUCCUCCUACUAGCAAGGCAUAAGCAACAGAAAUGGCACUCUGUGCUUGGAUUCUAUAGCUGCGGGUUGUUUUGUAGUUGCUAAAUGUUGUUGUUUUCGGUUGUGUGCAUUCUGCAAGUCUCAUCCAACAAAGAGUGGCACGGGACUCGAGCAGUUGUGAGUCCUUAGGUUACACCUCAAAUCGUUAUUGCUGUGGUGUGUAGCUCCUGAAUGGUAUGGUUUCACAGGCACAAAUUAUCAUCAGGAAGUAAUGCUGAAUGGGGUGACAGGUUUGUGUAAUUUUUGGUGGUGCCCAGAACAGGUCCAAGUCCUGCCCCCUGUCCCCUCACACCUGCCUUGUAAUCUGGUUUACAUUAUUUCAAAAAAUAUAUAAGUGGACUGGAAACUGUAAGCGUUUAACAGUUUCCCUAUAUUGCACAAUGUGGGGUGGGAGGAUGAGGGCUCUGGCUGAGGGUUAGGGGGCUGGGGAUGAGGGAUUCACACUGCAGGAGGGGGCUUGGGGCUGGGGCAGAGGGUUGGGGUGCAGGGGGUUGAGGGCUCUGGCUGGGGGUGCAGGCUCUGGGGUGGGGCAGGGCUGGGGAUGAGGCGUUUGGGGUGCAGGCGGGGCUGGGACCAGAGAGGAGGACUCCACAGUCCCCCUCUCACCUGCCGCCCUUUUCUCUCUUUUCCCCCCACCCCCAGCAGCACUCUCACCUGGCACCGGCACUGCACAUGCUCCGAAGGGCCAGGCCCCUCUCAGGUCCAGGAAGCCCUGGUUGAGGAGUUUAGUGACUGAGGCGUAGGUCCUCAAAGGGUAUUUAGGUUCCUCACUUCCACUGAAAUCAGUCAGUGAACACCUCGCUCUCCAGAGGAGAGAACUGGAAGGAGGUAGGUUUCCUUUCUCAAGGUGCAUCUACGCUAGAAACGCUUCUGCAGUACAGCUGCAGUUUCGAUGCUGUAGUGUAGACACUACAGUGAUGGAAGGGGUUCUUCCAUCACUGUAGUAAAGCCACCUUCUCUGAGAGGCAGGAUCUGCGUCGAUGGAAGAAUUCUGUUGUUUCACAGCCCUGAGCGAUACAGUGAAGCCGACCUAACUUUGUAGUAUAGAACAGCCCUCGGUUUCGGGACCAGUUGUAACUUUUUAAAAUUACUUGUGGCUUCUCCCUCCCCUUUACGCACCCACACAGGCCCAGGGACAAUCCAGCCAUUUGAAUUCUGUCAGGUUUCAGAGUAGCAGCCGUGUUAGUCUGUAUUCGCAAAAAGAAAAGGAGGACUUGUGGCACCUUAGAGACUAACCAAUUUAUUUGAGCAUAAGCUUACGUGAGCUACAGCUCACUGCAUCCGAUGAAGUGAGCUGUAGCUCAAGUAAGCUUAUGUGCAAAUAAAUUUGUUAGUCUCUAAGGUGCCACAAGUAUUCCUUGAAUUCUGUCAGUCACUUGGGCUUUGCUAAUUAGGGCCCCUAUUCAGCAAAGGGCUUUGCUUUAAGUUCCACUACUUCAAUUUAAGCAGGUGUUUAAGAGCUUUGCUGAAUCAAGCUUGAGCUCAGCAUAUUUUAAAUUUUUUUUUUUUUUUUUAAUUUUAGGGCUUUGUCUACAUGGGGACACUCGGGAUAAAUUUAUCAGAGUUAACUUUUCCAUUGGAAAGAGAGGAAUUCAGUGGCUGAUUUCAGUGAAAAUGAUUAAAGUGCAUUAAACUCCUGUGUAGACACUCUCUCGUUCAGGGUUAAACUGAAUUAAAGCUACUUUAAUUUUGAAUGAGUGUCCACACGGGGGUUUAGGCAGUUUAACAAAUCCACUUCAAAUUCACACCUCUAGUUAAUUCAAAUAAACUUUCCUGGGAGGCCACGUGUAGACAAGCCCUUACAGAUCCUGAGUUCUAACAAACGUUUUAGUCUGGCAGGCUAUGAAGCAAGAGCCACUAUCAGUUUGCACUAAUUUUCAGUGAAGACAAAUGAUCUCCAAUGAGUGUGUUUUCCGGAGAUGAAUGUCUCUGUACAUACAUGGUAUUACAUUUCCAGAUAGCCAGGUGCUUGUGUACAAUAUUGUACAAUAAAAGAAAGUACCCUUCAAUAGUUAACUCCUUUGUGGCACCUGCCUUUAAAUCAUCUGAGGAGAUGUCUUUUUGUAUAUUGAAUCCUUGAAGAUAGUGCUAACGGACCUUUAGUAAAUGUAGGAAGGUCUCUUUCCACUAACCCAUAUUACAGUCUGGAGAGAGAGAAAAGGAUGACCAUGUCAGAUUGAUCCUUUUCCUUGAUAGAAAUUGACCUUUCAAUAGUAGUUUUCCUCCUCCCACCUUAACAGUGGAUUCCCAGACUUUUAUUUCUUUUCUCCCUACCCCAGUUAAGAAUGAAUCUAGUUUCUUACCUUUGAUCAAUCUGGGCAGGGGAGAGAUCCAUUUUGGGAGAGGGAGAUUUUCAAAAGCACAAAGGACAGCUGGGUUCCAACACCCAUUUAAAGUCAGUGGGUGUCGGGCUUCCAGCACACAUUUUGGGCCUUUGAAAAUUCCCCACCUUGUGUGUGUUUGGUUUUUUUUUGUUUGGUUUUUUUUCCCUUCUGAAAUUUACUUCUUUUUGAAGCAGAAAAGAUUUGUGCUUGGGGCAACCUAUCCUGAAAAGCAUUGGGAGUAAGGACUUCAGCAUCAAGCCCUGUUAGCAAAGUUCAUUUUAAUUGCCGAUCACUUUACUUAAAUUUCUUUGUUGGACGACCUUGCAUUGUGCUGUACUGCAGAGCCUAACACACUUUAUUUCCUUUAUAGGACUCUUUAUAAGGGCUGUUUAUAGGGCUCUUUGUACAAUGAAUAAACAACAAAAAGGAAAAGAAAAUGCAUAACUUUUUUUUUCCCCUCCCUUCCCCACUCUUUUCAGCAUUAACAGUAGCAAAGUUGUCCUCCGUUUUGAAAGAUUUGGCUUGGGAAUCCUGGAAUCAAGUAAUCAAAAGAUAUAGCAUGGUGUGUAAUUAUCUUGUUGAUAUUGUUGUCUACCUGCUUACACAAAACAUCAGAAACCUUCACGGGAUCUUCCGAACUAUGAAACUGGUGCAGCCCUACCUGAAAGCCACAUGACCCCUCCGUUAAAACUGUCGUAUGUUGUUUCUGAUGUCUGAGUUCUGCCUAAGCACCAGCAAUUAUUUAAAAAAAUGUUUACAUCAUAUGUUUCUCUAUGUGAACUAUAUUUUUUUAACUGAUGAUGAUGAUAAUAAUAAAGGUGAUUUUAAGAUUUUUUUCUUUAAGUGCAAGCAUUCAAAUGGCACUGAAAAGAACUGCUCUCCCAGUUCUUUGUUGCAUCUGUGGAGUAACUAAGGGCUAAUUUCUGCACUGCAAAUCAUGCACAGUUUCCACUGAAGCUAAUAGAGGUUGCACAUGUGUCCGAGAACCGCUAGAUUUAAAUCACUAAUGCAGCCAAUUCAAGUGAGAAGGAAUGGAGUUAUGGCCCCAUUGUGUCUCCAUAAGGAAACUCCUAAAAGAACUUUAGAUUUUUAUUAUGUUGAAAGGAAAUGCAUGUAUUGUGUUAUGGUUUGGGCAAACUAAUAAACUCUUGAUUACUGAUCUUCUCUGGAAACUUUGUCCAAGCUUGGGCUGGUUCUGAUCUCAGUUACACUGGUGCAAAUCUGGAAUACCUCCACAGUGAUGUUAACUCAGAGUCCAGAUUUACACUGAGAUCAGAAUCCUGGCCUUUUGUCUUGACUAUUGAUUAGAGUGGAACCCUUUUCUAGCAUAGUUCAUUUAUUCAUAGAAUAGCAGAGGGUGGGAUUUCAAACAAACAAACAAAAACCCCUAAGGGGAGUGGGAGCAUCAUAAUCUCAUUGGCUUUCAGUGAGAACUGGGCACCUUAAUCCUUUUAAGGGUUUGUUUAAUCUCAUCUUUAACUUUUACAGAUUCACAGUAAUCAGAGUUGCCACCUGCAUACUGCAGCACUACUUAUUUGGGACUUAAAUUCUUCUCCAUUGUAAAUGGAGUUUCACUGUAAGCAGGUUCCACAGUAAUUGAAUAAUGGGUGCUAGGAUCCUGUCCAUGCCAGCUGCAUUUGAGACCAUAUAGUCCACAUUCAGGACCGGCUUCUGCUCUCGCUUACAGUGGUGUCCGUGGAGUUACACAGCUGUAAAAUGAGUGUAAAGGAAAUGAGAGCUGGAUUUGUACUAUUUACUAAAACUGUGCUGGUGGUGGGAAUACACAUGGCUAUAUAUAUAUAUAUCUCAUUGGAGUGGAUUCAGUUUAAAAAAAUUACCUACUUCCUACAGUGAGAUCCCAAAAAGAUCAAAUAAUUAUUCCCCCUAACUCCCCGCCCAGACUUCAGUGUUUCUACAGUACAGAAACUGCGUUAUGGUUUUAAUUGGCUUUGGCCCUUUAUUGGCACCACUGACAUUUUAACAAUGCAAAACAACAUGGCUUUUAGUGGAAAAGAGAAACUGUCUUCAAAGGACCCUCCUAGGUUAGGUAAAUAAGCAGUAACCGUAGAUGGCCUGAUUUUCAAAGUUGCUGAGCCCCUGCGGAGCCUGUUGACUUCCCUGGGAGCUACCUCUGAAAAUCAGGCCCAGGAUGCCUCGUGUCUCAGGGUGAACAGAAUGCUUCGUUUCCUGGUGUGCUCUUCCUGCAGAGUUCAGUUAUGCUGCUUUGCCCAAGUGAGACUUCUGAACAGCCUGUUUAGUUCAUCCUCCUUACUAAAUCCUCUGCAUAAGAACGAAAGAGAGUGACAUGAAAACAAACAGGAGAGAUUAUUUUAGAUAUGUCCUUAUACUACUCUCUAGAUCAAACCAGAACUUGAGGUCCCCCCCGCCAAUACGGUAGGCAGGUAUAUAUAUUACAGCCCAUGAAAAGAUGGGAGUUGCCUUACCAAGUGGGGGGACAGUGCUAACGAGGCCAAUUCAAUCAAGGUAGAAAUGGCCUAUUCCCAAAAGUUGACAAGAAGGGGUGAAUAGAUAUAUCUGCCUCCUGUAUUUUUCACUCCCUGCAUCUGAUGAAGUGGGUUUUAGCCCGCAAAAGCUUAUGCCCAAAUAAAUGUGUUAGUCUCUAAGGUACCACAAGGAUUCCUUGUUGUUUUUGCUUGAUACAAAUUUACACAGCUACCCCUCUGAAACCUGUCCCCAAACUAGAACAAUUUCUGCUGACACAGCAUUGAGUUCUGGAAACACCUCCCCCCAUCGCUCUUUCCACCCGCUAACCACAUGGUAUCACUUUUAGCGUGAAACUUCUUUCUAGUGGGGGUGGCAAAAGAACUCUUUAAAAGCUUCAUUUCUCUUUUGAAACUGUAAGCUUAUUGUGCAAAAGUUGCAAGGAGAAUUUUAGCUGCCUUGCCUUAUUCAUCACCAGUGACUAUGCUGGGAUGCAGGACUUGAUUGUCAUGCUUUUAUUCUGAAAAGAAAUCAGGCUUGAAGCAUUUAUGUUUGGUGUAAAAACUAAGGCUGACAGGGAUCUUACAGUGAGGAAGGAAGUCCCAUCUUGGGCCAUCUGACUUGAGCCAUGUCUCAUGUUUUGUCUUGUGUGUUAAAGGUUGAUUUUUGAGGUAAAAACUCGGCACUUUUUGCAUAGAAACAAAGGGGCCACGUUCUGGUUAGUGCAAGUGACUAGUGGAAUCAUCCCACCCAAAUGCACAUGCAUAUGAGCUACAAAGGCCAUGUUAAUGUGCAGCUGUAUGCUGGCUUUAGGCAGCCUUGCAUGUACAAUACCCUGGGCUGCCCCCCCAUUCAAGGGGCUGUGCGCAGGUGCCAUUGCCAAAUUGGGAGUCACGUGCAUAGAAACAUUGUAAGCCAGGCCCCCUGGAAUGCCUCUCCAUGCCUCCUAAUAAGACUGUGUUUUUACGUAGUGCAGAUCUCAAAGCACAAAGAUGAGUAAGAUCUGUUCUCAUUUUAUAGGUGGGGAAACAGAGGGCUUGUGGAGCAGCCACUCUGGGGCUGCAUCCUAACUAGGAGAAAAGGUAUGUUCUGAUCCUGAGUUAACUAACUACAGGUAAAAUCCUAGUGAAUAGCAGACAGUUAGUUGUUUUUUUUCCACAAGCUAUCAGGUCAAGUUAGACUGUUUUUUAACUCCACCCGCUAACUUGUACAAAAACUGCAAAUUGUGUUGUCUUCUCUAGGUUUUUACCUCUAGAUAAAUAAUGCACAUCUACCACCUCGCUUUGUGAAGACCAGGCCCAUGCAUCUUCCAGCCUCCCAGAAUGGGAAUUAUGGCCAAGAUCCUCCCAGGUAUUUAGGUGCCUAAUUCCUAUUGGCUUCAGUGGGUGAUAAGUGCUGAAAUACCUGGCACAAUCUGGGCCUAUGAUCCCAUUUCUGGCUGAAGGUUUUCCAGGAGGCUUCUCUGUGCUGUCUCUGCCAGAAUUAAAUAUUCAGGCCAGAUCCUGCAAACAGAAGUUAGUCUGGACUCUUCAGGCUGUGGGGAGCCCCCCUGAAGCCAUGAGUGGAGUGCAAGGGUCUGCAAACAGUACAUCAGUUUGAAGGCUCUGGACCUUAAUUUUUAAUAUCAGUAAUUCCCUUUUCUGUUGUACUCUUGCCUUUUAAAAUUUCUGUCUAGCGUUAUUACAGCAGACCGCUUUUCUGAGUUAAUAUGGUAAGAUGCUUCCUCAUUUGCCUUGGGCAUCAGAUUUAGAUUUAAAUAUUUUGUUGCUAAAAAUAAUGAGGGUGCCCAGCCUUUCAGAAAGGGGCAGUGGAAGCAGAGGAACUCUAGGGGUAGAGAUGUACCGGGUGGAAACAAUGCCAAGUGUAGGAAAAGAGACUGGCACUGUGCGUUUUUAAGUGUAUACAUAAAAUACCUGUGCUCCCAGGUAACACUAAGCAAGUGGGCAAAUGCGUUAGCUAAAAUAAAGGUCUUGUUCUGCUGGAUGGUGUAGCAGAUAGAUGCAGAUACAAUGGUUUUGUCCAAUCAGGCACUCCCCUCCAUCCCAUUAUAUAUAUAUAAUAAUCAGGUGUGAUAUCACAUGUACAUUCCAGCUGCAGCAAACUGGGAGAGAGCUGCUGGUACUGGUCCAUGACUUCUGCUAUAAAACUGUCUGGUGUUGGCACUUAAGGGAAAUACAAUCCCCUGGGGAAAAAUCCUAGUCCCACUGAAGUACAGGUGGUUUGCUAGUGACUUCAGUGGGGCUAGGAUUAGACACUUAAAUUAAAACAAAUAUUUGUGGCAGUUCUAUUUCAGACAUUUCCCCCAUCCCCAUGCACAUGACGGCAUGCAGACAAAAUGGGGCCGUGGAAGUGCUUUGAAAUUUUAGUUCAUGUUUUCAAAUUCAGGGGUGGGGGUCGCAGCUGAUUUCUUUAGGACAUGCAAAAUGACAGCCAUGCUUCUAGAGGCCACUUAUGAAAAUCUGGCCCCCAAUUUUUUCACAGAGCGAACAAGAUGGAAGAAAGGAUUCCUAACUUCCAUGUUCCAGACAAUGUCAUAACAAGUAGAUGCUAAGUCAACACAGGCUCAGUCUCUUACAAAUACUGGGUUCAAAUGUUUAUAAUGUGUGUGUCGAAUGUAAAGCUGGUUUGUGUGGUAGUUACUGAUCCCACCGUAGCUUUAUUUAAUUAAAUGAAUAAAACCCCUUGAGUGUAACUGUAUUUGUAGCAAGCUAUAUACACCAUAUGGUUUUGCUAAUGAAAAAAAUACUAAUAUUUGCUCGUCUCUCCAAAGCUGAAGACUGAAUUGUGCCCUCAGUAAUAAGCAGAAUUCAGUUUCAUUUGAAGAUUUUGCUUAAAUAUUGAUGGCACAAUAUGUGCCUAAAUGAAGGGGGAAAUUAGUCUUCAGCAUGUCUCUAAAAACAGAUGUUAAGACUUAUUAGACAAAACCUCCAUUAGCUUCAGAAAGUGUUUUUUGGCUAAGUAAAGAUCUUGUGAUUCAAAAUUGUUCCAUUGUAUACUUUUAGUCCUUGAGUUCUGAAUUAUUAGUCCUUCAUGUAACUGAAGAACUUGACUCUGGUUUGAAUAUGUGGCACUGGAAACAGCCUUGAUGUACUCAUAGCAAUUAGUUUCUGCAAGUUGUGUGAGUAAAACAGGACCCUACAGCAGGGGGUCCCAAACCUUUGGUGAGGCACAUCUUGGUAAGGUGAUGGUCUUCAAUGCUCAUCCCCUCCUAUUUCCCAUAUCAUAAACCACUGACGUCUUACAGUUGUGUUAACCAUUCUCCCUCCUAUUCAUUAGCAGCUAGCCUUCCUGCGGCAACAUGCAAAAGUAAUGGGAAAGUGAUGCAUUCUUAACUGUCCUUUAAUAAAAUUAUCAGCUAGGAGAGCCAGCACCAUCUGACUAGCCAGUUCUCUGUCUAGUACAGUUUGAGAUCCACUACCCAAAAGUUAUUUGCACAUUUUAGAAAUAUUAUUCACAGAAACACAGGGCUGUGUUGCCCAUCCCUUUUUAGUAGAACUCCCAGACACAUUUCAAUGGGAAUGGCACAAUAGUCCCAAUAUAGAGGGCUCUUUAUAUCCCAACACAGGUUAGGGACAGAUUCUGAUACCCUUACCCACAUCGAGUGGCACUUUACUGUGCAUAUGCUAUGUUGAGAACUGCUCGGUGGUCCUGAUCUUCAGCAGGCGUGUGUGACGCUGAUUUAUGCUAGUUGAAGACCUGGUCUGAUGUGAGUUAAGGUAUUAGAAUCCUGCACUUGUUCUCUUAACGAUCUAAUAUCUUGGAUCUAACAUUGUUUUUUUAUUUUAAAGAAGAGCUUAUAAGAGCCUGGGCUGUGAAUGGUGUCUUUGGGUCUGAUUGCUGGUGAAAAUGGGCAGUAACUCAACUGAUGUGAAAUGGUGUGAAAAGCACCAGGCUCAUUUAUUCCUUAACACGUGUUGCUAACUGAACUGGGUCUUUAUGCUGCAUUGUUUUAUGAUAGUUUGUACUAUGUCUUCUUGUGGUGAUGUUAUGUAAGGGAAUGACCAGCACUGUAAGCCUGUAUCGUUUUAGCCUUGUAAAUGUGAAGCUUGCUGUACAAGACUGCUACAAUAGCCACGACUUCCGUAGCGUAUGUAAAUGGAGUCUGUAAUACGGUGAAAAUUGACAUUUUCUUUUCAAAUGUGAUGUAAACUUUGUACAGUAAAUUUUUUUUAUAUUUUCUAUCAACUGAGUUUGUCUUCCAGAAUUGCUAUUAAUUUAAUUAAAAUUGUUAGUAUUAACAAAGGGUUAGUUUAUGCAACUGGCAAAAAAAAAAAAUUGCACUCUACGCUAAUGAAAUUCUGGAUAUUUAGGAUUCUUUUCUGUGAAUAAAUCUCUGCUCUGGAUAAAACAAAA